AUGCAGUUCUCUACCAUCGCCCUCCUCUUUGCCGCCACCGUCCUCGGUGCGCCGACCGAGUCCCUCUCAGCCUCCGGCCUUGUCGUGCGCGGCGAAAUGGACCAGGGUGAUGGCUUCUACCGUGCCAUAUUUAACAACGAGACGGGCGUUGCUGAUGUCGAGUUCACCCCUCUUGCUGAGCUUGCCAGCAUUGAUAUCGAUGGAGGAUCUACGUCUGCAGUGGACGAGCGCAACCUCCUUAAGCGCGGUACUACUUGUUCUGGGCGUCGCUCCAUCGAUCUUGGUACACUCAACCAAGCCAAUGUGCAGCUAGCCAACAAUGCCAACGCUCAAGGCUGGCACGACAAAGGUCAUACAGGCUGGGUUCACCUUGGUGCCGAGACUUCUUUCUUCUGCAACUACCAGGGCAACUUCCUGACCUACCAGUUGAUCAUUGACAUGCAUACUGUCGUCAGUCACUACUGCGGUCAGGAUGGAUACGGCUACGAUCGCAGGACCAACGGUGGCGGCGCCAACGACCUUGCUGUUGGUCGUACCUGGCGAGGCGACCACUUCUGUUAG
Molecule: messenger RNA, 561 nt
Organism: Boeremia exigua
Lineage: Eukaryota; Fungi; Ascomycota; Dothideomycetes; Pleosporales; Didymellaceae
Exons: 2
Coding region: 1-561 (186 amino acids)
Source: RefSeq, a predicted model, not a curated record